CGAGUGCCACCGACGCACCGCCGACGCGCUCCCGUCCCACCCCGUACCUCCACCACCGUUAACCAUUGCCUAAACUAACACCGUCAAAUUAAUUCCUGUAAAAUGUGCACCGAACGCAGCGUGCUCGAGUCGCCGCGAUUUUAUUCAUUACCGCGCGUACACGACUGUUUUCAGUGAUUUGACAAUGCCUGUUUGAAAUUUAAGUUAUUCGUGUAAGUUAGAUCAGCGAAUAUGCAUCUUCACUUCGAGAGAAACGUGAAUGCCAAGUGUGACUGCACCAUCCUGUCGCUGUCAUGGAUGGGCAAGGUGCCCGACGAGCUGCCCGAGGAAGAGGGUUGGAAGCUCAACCGCAACAAUUACUACCAGGAGGGAUGGCUGGCGACGGGCAACGUGCGCGGCGUGGUGGGCGUCACGUUCACGUCGUCGCACGCGCGCCGCCCGCACGAGCUGCCGCUGCGCACCAACUACAACCUGCGCGGACACAGAUCUGAU
Molecule: messenger RNA, 492 nt
Organism: Manduca sexta (tobacco hornworm)
Lineage: Eukaryota; Metazoa; Arthropoda; Insecta; Lepidoptera; Sphingidae
Product: tubby-related protein 4-like
Exons: 2
Source: RefSeq, a predicted model, not a curated record